Fusarium poae is the source of this 666-nucleotide messenger RNA. RefSeq lists its product as uncharacterized. Gene Ontology annotation, cellular component: membrane; signal peptidase complex. The coding region runs from base 1 to 666 and encodes 221 amino acids. Gene Ontology annotation, biological process: protein targeting to ER. The record is from RefSeq and is a predicted model, not a curated record. The transcript has 3 exons. NCBI's taxonomy places the organism in Eukaryota, Fungi, Ascomycota, Sordariomycetes, Hypocreales, Nectriaceae.
AUGGCGAACGCCGCCGAAAAAGUUCCAGUUUACAACUUGGCGGACCUCAAGAACACGUCCAACGAUGCUAUUCCCAACUACCUCAACUCUCUCAAAUUCGAACAGUCGCAUACGCUGACUGAUGUUCGACUCGCUCUCGGCUUCAGUGCAUUCGGUAUCGCAGCCGCUUGUUUCGCUUGGGAUUACAAGCUAGGCCAUGAGACUACGAAACACUACACAGCUGCUGCUGUCGUGCUCUACACUCUGAUCAACACUGUCAUGACGCUAUGGAUCAUGUUCAAGGAGAAGGACACUAUUUAUGAAGGAACCUCGCCCUCCGGAGAGAAGAUCUCUAUUGCCAGCUCUACCAAGAAGAACGUCCCAAUCUACAACCUCGCCAUUACCGUCACCGACAAGAACUCCAAGUCCAAUGUGUACAAGGUUUCUAAGCCUUUCAGCGAGUGGUUCGACCAGACUGGCCAGUUUGUUGCCAUUCCCUUCCAAGCAAUGCUUGCCAAUGCCGUGCCUGUGAUAGGAAAGAGAGAUCCCAAGCGCGUUACUGUUUCUAAGGAACUUUUGGACGCUAGCCCUGAUGUCCUCGAUGCCAUCCUGGCCGCUAACGCGACUGGUGCUGAACCUGAGACCGCUGAUGCAGCAGGUAAGAAGGCAAAGCGACGCAAUGCUUAG